Eublepharis macularius is the source of this 645-nucleotide messenger RNA. RefSeq names its product neuropeptide FF-amide peptide precursor (gene NPFF). Gene Ontology annotation, biological process: excitatory postsynaptic potential. Gene Ontology annotation, cellular component: axon terminus; dendrite; perikaryon. The record is from RefSeq and is a predicted model, not a curated record. NCBI's taxonomy places the organism in Eukaryota, Metazoa, Chordata, Lepidosauria, Squamata, Eublepharidae. Gene Ontology annotation, molecular function: G protein-coupled receptor binding; neuropeptide hormone activity.
AUGGUAGACCCGCCCCCCGUCCCCGUCCCCCAGGAGCAACAUUUUGGAGGGGCGGUUCAUUUGGGGCCGCAGCAGAAAGAGUGUCCCCCAGCUCCAGUGUGGGGAUAUAAAGGCAUCGCCAGCAGGAGGGGAAGCGAGAGGGGACGUGGAGAGCAGGCCUCAAAGAUGGAAGCGGCCCACCUGUUUGUCCUCCUGACUUUUCUCUUGGGCAGCCUGAGGGCAGGCCAAGGCCUUGAGGAGGGACUUGGCUCCAAAGAGCUCUUCGCCGAGGAACCCAAUGGGUAUCCAGAGAGACUCUUGGACUGGAUGCAGCAAGAAAACGAAGAGCACGUGAUCCAAAGCUCACCCGAGGAACAUCCGAUGGGCGGCCUUCUCCGCUCCCUGCUCCACGCUGUCCAAAGACCAGGCCGCAGCCCGUCCUUUCUCUUCCAGCCCCAAAGGUUCGGCCGCGAUGCCCGAAGCAGUCCCAGCGACGGCGGCCGGAUCAACCUCCGGGCUCGGGAUUCCAUGGCGCCCCAGUUUCUGAGCAUGGCUACGCCGCAGCGCUUUGGCAAGAAAAAAUGAAGCUGGACCCAAGGAGGCAAAAACCCACCAAGAACUAUUCCCAACCGGGUUCCGGCAAAUGGGAUCCAGGCUCCUUCUUGC